Colletotrichum spaethianum is the source of this 537-nucleotide messenger RNA. RefSeq lists its product as uncharacterized. The transcript is spliced from 2 exons. The record is from RefSeq and is a predicted model, not a curated record. Lineage: Eukaryota; Fungi; Ascomycota; Sordariomycetes; Glomerellales; Glomerellaceae. Bases 1 to 537 code for a protein of 178 amino acids.
AUGAACUGUUCAGAGGAAUUCAAUUGCCCUACCCCUGAGUCUGAAGCUACCAUCAUCGUCGGGAGGAUGUACUGCCAGACCGAUUACUUCGUUAUUGAGGAGAUACGUGGGCAUCGUCGUGACUCCACCUCUCCCACUCUUUUCAAGCUCAGAGUCCGUUGGGAGGGAGGCGAAGAGACCUGGGAGCCAGAGACCGAUCUCCAGAUUGAUGCGCCGCUGGCCUUGUUCGCUUACUGGGACAGUCUGUGGGGCGGGCGGGCAAGUGCAAUGGUGGACAAGGAGCUAUGGCAUGUUUUCAAAGUCGUGUCCCACGAGACAAAGCCCGAUGGCAACGUCUACUUGCAGGUCGCCUGGGUGGGAUCUCCUGAUACAUCGUGGGAGCCAGAAGGGAAUAUUCGUAAAGCUGCCGGCAGACUUGUGGAAAACUAUUGGCGAUCUGUCGGCGGCCGCUCGGGGACAAUGACUAGACCGGACGAGGCUGAGUCUUUUGUUGAGGACGCGACUGGGGUGACGAACAAGAGGCGUAAGCUGGUAUAG